Messenger RNA from Aspergillus costaricaensis CBS 115574, 396 nucleotides. RefSeq lists its product as uncharacterized. The transcript has a single exon. Lineage: Eukaryota; Fungi; Ascomycota; Eurotiomycetes; Eurotiales; Aspergillaceae. The record is from RefSeq and is a predicted model, not a curated record. The annotation marks the transcript as partial.
AUCCUUGAAACACAUAUCCUGAAGGAAAUUGUCCAGGAGACCGUCGACAGUGCUUUAAGCGAGUGUUGUGACAAGGUCUUGGAUGAAUGUGCAAUGCAUAAAAUUGAAUUUAGCGAGCACGUUGACGAUAGUAAGACCGACUUACGCACCACAGCCGACGAUUGUAUGAAGGAGAUGGAAGAACACGCCCAAAAGCACAUGGAUGAAUUAGAAGAGCAAGCGCAACAGUAUAUGCAUAGGAUUGAGGAUCAGGCAGCAGGGGCUGAGAUGUCUGCGGAUAAAACGGGACUCGAUUUAAAGCGAUGGUUGGAAACGUCUGCCCAGUCUCGACCUGCGAGCAAAUCAAGGCCUAGCCAGGGGGUGCUGAGCACCAAGGGCAGACGCAGCUCCUUCUAG